AUGCCUGGGCAAGAUGAUGACUUGCUCGCACGUUUGAAUGCGCUCAAGCCGUCAUCUGUCAACUUGGAAGCCGUCGCUCCGUCAAUAGAUGUACAAACAUCGCAACCACAGACAAUCGAGGACAAGUUAGCGGAGAGACUCAAAACGUUACGAUCCGGUGGCACGCCUUCGCCCAUCAGGAGACCAGAAGCUGCAAACUCAGCAACUCCUCUCCACCGCCCGGAGUCUGUACAAACACAAGAUGUAUCUGCGGUCCCGACGGAUCCCAUCAGGAAUUGGCAGCAACCACACGGCGACGAGCAGAGCGUAGAAGACCUUCUCGCGGAGCUGGAAGCAGACGGCCAAUGGCGGCUUGAUCCAGAAGAACCGAAGAGUGUUGAAGCUUUACUCACAGAGGCUCAACAGGCUUUGCCGAAGAAUUCCGGCCUCCAUACUCCAGAUGGCCAGCGUGAAGAUCACGACAGCCGCGAGCAUGGUGACCACGUCGAUGGCAAUGGUCACGAGUCGGAGCAGACUGAUGACCAGCACGACGAAGCAGAGGCCGAUGACUACAUUGCACGAGUCCUGGCUGAGCUUGAUAUUGAGAAAAAGUAUGGUGGCGGCGGCGAGGGGGAUGAAAAACCGGAACAGCCACCCCGGAGCAGUCAAGAUGCAACAGACUUGAAUGAUGGUCUCGAUUUGCCCUCCACCCCUUCGCAUCUCAAAGAGUCUCCCAACCCUUCCGAUCACCAGCCGCACACUUCCGAGGACAGCGAAUUAGAAGCUCGGUUCUCAAAGCUCGGCAUGGGAAGUUUGGGUCUGCCCUCUACGCCCACUUCCGCGCCAUCUUCCAAGCCCAAAGUUGUGGCAUCCCUCAAACCGGCAAACCGGACUACCUUGCCGACCUUUACGGAUGAAGAAAUCGACAGCUGGUGCUGUAUCUGCAACGAAGAUGGAGAAGUGCGAUGUCUGGGCUGUGAUGGUGACCUUUACUGUCACAGCUGCUGGUCGGAUGGUCAUGGCUCUGGGCCGGGCAAGGAAAAGGGUCAUAAGGCUGUACAAUUCAACCGCAAGCCGCCCAAAGCUACUGUGGCGUGA
This is a messenger RNA of Sphaerulina musiva SO2202, 1077 nucleotides long. RefSeq lists its product as uncharacterized. Lineage: Eukaryota; Fungi; Ascomycota; Dothideomycetes; Mycosphaerellales; Mycosphaerellaceae. The coding region runs from base 1 to 1077 and encodes 358 amino acids. The record is from RefSeq and is a predicted model, not a curated record. The transcript has a single exon.